Chaetura pelagica (chimney swift) is the source of this 793-nucleotide messenger RNA. RefSeq names its product gap junction beta-6 protein-like. Gene Ontology annotation, biological process: cell communication. Gene Ontology annotation, cellular component: connexin complex. Bases 20 to 697 code for a protein of 225 amino acids. The record is from RefSeq and is a predicted model, not a curated record. The transcript has a single exon. NCBI's taxonomy places the organism in Eukaryota, Metazoa, Chordata, Aves, Apodiformes, Apodidae.
AAAGGACACAGGAAAGAAGAUGGACUGGGGAACUCUGCAGGCUGUUUUAGGAGGUGUAAAUAAGCACUCCACCAGCAUUGGGAAGAUAUGGCUCACAGUCCUGUUCAUCUUCCGCGUCAUGAUCCUGGUGGUGGCUGCAGAGAGAGUCUGGGGAGAUGAGCAACAAGAUUUUGUCUGCAACACACUUCAGCCUGGGUGCAGAAAUGUUUGCUAUGAUCAGUUUUUCCCCAUCUCCCACAUCAGACUCUGGGCCCUGCAGCUGAUCUUUGUCUCCACGCCGGCGCUGCUGGUGGCCAUGCAUGUAGCUUACAGGAGGCACGAGAAGAAAAGGCGAUUCAGGAAGGGAGAGAAAAUUGAUAUUGAAGAGCUGAAAAAUGAGAAGUUUCACAUUCGGGGCCCCCUGUGGUGGACAUACACCACCAGCAUCUUCUUCAGGAUCGUCUUUGAAGCAGUCUUCAUGUACAUGUUUUAUUACAUGUACAACGGGUACCAGAUGCCUCGCCUGGUGAAGUGUAGUGCUUGGCCCUGCCCCAACACAGUGGACUGUUUUGUGUCUCGGCCCACUGAGAAAACCACAUUUACUAUUUUCAUGCUUGCUGUGUCUGGGAUCUGCAUGAUGUUGAAUCUGGCUGAGUUGUGUUACCUAGUUUUAAAAGUUUGCAUGAAAGAACCCAGGAAAACAACAGUUUUAAAAUAAUGCCCCAGUUUCAGGAUCUCCUAGUUCCCAAUUUCCCUCAAAGUUUCUUAGGUGUCAGAAAACAAUCAGCAAUAUUUUCACACUCAAGGAAAAGGA